Molecule: messenger RNA, 6364 nt
Organism: Marmota monax (woodchuck)
Lineage: Eukaryota; Metazoa; Chordata; Mammalia; Rodentia; Sciuridae
Product: late cornified envelope-like proline-rich protein 1
Exons: 6
Coding region: 5483-5896 (137 amino acids)
Source: RefSeq, a predicted model, not a curated record
CUACUACUACUACUACUACUAUUAUUAGUUCUGGGGAUCAAAUCCAGGGCCUUGAGUAUGCUAAGAUAUGCUCUACCACUGAGAGUGGAAAAUUCCCUCCACCUGGGGAACUUUCUCUCAGUACUGCCUGGUCCUUAUGUGCAGCCUUUUGUGUGGUUCCCCCAAAUGCUGGUCAUGAUUUCACAGCCCACUAGUGGGUCACAACCCAUGUAGGUCAGCCUUGGGUUGACAGCAGUGUUUCUCAACUUUUUCCCCCCAUUACUGCUCUUUUAAGAAGACUUGAAUAUAUGUGUGUGUGUGUGUGUGUAUUUUUUCCUCCUAAUUGCUGCCCAUUGUGUUUUAUUUAUUUAUUUAUUUUUAUUGUUUUAGGCACUGAGGAUUGAGCCCAGUUCUUCACACAUGCGAGGGGAGCACUCUACCACUGAGUCACAUUCCCAGCCCCCAUCAUGAAAUUUUAACAACACAGAUGUUCUGUACAUCUGUUUAUGUAUAUCUGUGCUUCAUAUGUUAAAGAGUAAGAAUAUUUUGCCCCAAGAACCAAUUUUUAAGGGGUACUAGGGAUUGAACACAGGGGCACUUAAUCAUUGAGCCACAUCCUCAUCCCUUCUUGUUUUGAGACAGGGUCUCACUAAGUUACAUAGGGCCUUGCUAGUUGCUGAGGCUGGCCUUGAACUUGGGAUCCUCCUACCUCAGCCUCCUGAGUUGCUGGGAUUACAGGCAUGCACCAUGGUGCCUGACCCAAGAACCAGUUUGUGCCCUCUGAGGGGCAAUGUACCCCAGUUGAGAAUUCAGGAGCAACAACACUCUGACAAACAUUUUGAGUCCCCCUUACACACACUAUCCCAAUCUCCAAUGAGAUGUUUCCAUUUUUCAAAUGCAUAAGUCGAGACUCAAAAGUAUUUUUAUUCAUUAUUGAAAUGACUGAUCAUGAGAAUGGGAAUCGAAAACUUACCAAUAUCCUCGCUUAGCUUCUUAUCUUCUCCAAACCUUUGUUCCCUGAUGUGCAAAAUGAUGGAAUGGAUUCAAAGAAGUGUUUCCCGAACCUCAGUUAAUGGUUUUGUUUUGGUUUUUGUACCAUUUGACCUAAUAAUAGCAAAUAAUUAUACAACAUCGACAGAUGCCAGGCACCAAUCUAAGCCCUUUACAUAUAUUAUCUAAUAAUAAUAAUAUAUUAUCUAAUCAUAAUAACUUUAGAAAUACCUUCCCUGUACAGAUGAACAAAUUGAGGCACAGAGAGGCUAUGUGACUUGCCCAAGGUCACACAAGUAGUUAGUGGCAGAGACAGGACUUGAACCUAGUAGUCUGAAUUCUUGGGUUCCCACUUUUAACCAUGUACUCUAAAAGGAUACUUUUUUUUUAUUGGGGUGGAACCCCCCACAGGUACUUUACUACCAAGAUACACACCCACCUUUUCUUAUUUUAUUUGAGACAGGGUCUCACUAAGUUGUCCUGGCUGGCCUUGAACUUCCGAUUCUCUUCCCAGGGCUUCUCUGGGUGCUGGAGAUCACAGGGGUGCAUCACUGUCACCGGGUCUAACUAAAAGGAAAGUUUUUAAUCACAAUAAGAAAUAGAAUGCUUGUAAAUAGACAAGUAACAUAUAUACAUAUAUAAAUUGGACAGGCCAUAACCUUCUAUCCAGAAGAUGUCCCCACUGCACAUUCUGAGCUGGAGGCUGCUGUCUCUUGGUUAAAAGAAAGAGAAAAAGAUAAGCACAGAUAGAAAGGUGUUAAGAGGCCCUGGCAGCAGAAGGAGACUUUCUCCUGGAGCCAUCUUAAAAGUGUUGAAAGGGAAGUGGAUGCCGAACUGCUUGUACCACCUAAAAUAAACCAAGAUGGGAUGCACUCUGUGCACACUGCACCUUGUCGGGUGUUCUAGAAGUGUGUGGGCUCCCCUGUGAAGAAAGGGAGAUGGUACUAGCCAGUCCUGGCCUGGGAGUGCAGCCAGAAAGCUUUUGGCCACCACCGCAUGUAAAGGGGAAGUGUGGGGUGGCACUGCCAUCUCCCCUCUCCCACCGGCUCCCCACACCAGUCUCUCACCCCAUCCUGUCCUGGCAGACCUGCCACCGGUUUACCUGGGUCCCUGUUGCUUCAGGCUGCUGUGCUCACCCUCUUUACCUGGGCACAGCAGGGCCUCUGCCCUGCGGGCGCACGCUGUGAUAUCAUCACAGGCUGUGAAUAAGUAAACAAUAAGUAGUCAGAGUGGCCUGUUCCCCACCUGACACCAAGAGAAGGCCCAAUUCCCCCCACUCGUGCUCUGGGGAGAGUCUUGGCCUGGGUGCCUGGGUAUUUAUUAUUUAGUACUUUUGUUUGUACCUGUCCCAGGUGAGGUACAAUUCCAAACGAUUCCAGUCCAAAAAAAGCACAACAGAGGAGAAGGAGACACACAGCAAGGGCCCAAGUCCCCAUAUGUUGGCUGUGUGAUCUUAGCCAAGUUGCAGUGCCUUUCUGAGCCCCUGUUGUGUAUAUACACAAAGUCCCAUUGCCUGGACCUGGAUCCUGGUUCUGCCCUCUCACUAGCCAAGAGUCCUUAUAUAAGUGACUCACCUUCUUUGAGUCCCUUGGACUUCUUAUCUAUAAAUGGGGACAAUAACAGAGCUGCUACAAAGGGUUGCCCAGAUGAUUAAGUGAGAAGAUAUGCAUAAAGCAUAGUUCUUAGGUAUCCAUUGUGAUCUCCAUUAAUUGUUUUGUUGUUGUUUUGCAGUUCUAGGGAUCAAACCCAGGACCUUGCUCAUAUUAGGCAAGUACUCUACCACUGAGCUCUCUGAUAUUUUUUAAUGGUCUCUUGUUCCAUGCUAGGUACUUUACAAACCCUUUCUCUAACCAGCACAAAUUCUGCCAGCUUCUAUGGAAGUCCCCACUUUACAGGUGAGGAAGACUGAGGCUCAGUGAGGUCAGUUGAUCUGCCUGAGGUCACACAGGCACAAUGUCAGAACUAGAUUUCCAAUAGCCAGAUCUUGCUUGAUUCUAAAGUGUCUGUUUUCCCAAGUGGGCCUCAUUCUUUCCCAUUUAUAAAGUGGAAAUAAUGGCUGCUGUCACCCAGGUCUACAGGGAGGAUUAAAUAAGAUAAGGUCUGCAGAGAGGCCUCUAUUGAUGCUGGCUCAGCUCUUUGGCCCCCCAGGGUAAUUACCAAGCACAGGCCUUUCAUUUUUAUAAUCAGGAGGCUGGUGAGCCUAAUCUCUAGGAGACAAUGCUGCCUGCUAGCCAUAGGAGGGGGCUGAAGGGUUAGAUCAAAAUCAGAUCUGCGGGUGCUCUUCCCAGGCCCAGGCCCAAGUCUGACCAGGCUUCUUUCAUCUCUGGCCUUCUCUGUGGCCAGUCUCACACCUGGCCCAGGAUCAUCCAGAGCAUGUCUCCCUUCCCUAAGGGCAGCACAAAAAAACCUGUGAUACUAUCCAACAUCCCCAGUUUUAACCUUCAGGGAGAGGGACACUGAUGUUUAUCCAGCUAUUGUGAAGUCAGUUUCUCUCGCUGCCUCCCACAGAUUACCAUCUGAUGUGGGUAGAAGUGGGACUUUGGCAGAGUGGGGUGAAUACGUCACCCCUCCCACUAGCCUGCCUGGCAACAAGGCCUGGUGCACUGUCCACCUUCCUGCAUAAUGUAUGAGCCAACAGUAGGAACAGAACACCAUUAGCAGUGAGUCUGACCACUGCAGACCAUGGCUGUGUCCAGAACCCUCGCCAAAGCUGACGUGUCUGUUGGCUCCGGCUGAAGAGAGGGUGGGGAUAUGUAUCACCAGAGGCCUUUCCUGUGGCCAAGGUGGGAACUGGCCUCAUCCUGAUCCUCGGGGACUCUAUCAAGUAAGAAGACAGCCCCGAGAAGGCAAUCAGACCCUGUCUUCAAUCAACAAUGGUGACAUGGGGAGAGUCCUGUUUUCUGGGCUCAACCCCCCCAGGGGUCUAGGGUGGCAGUGGGAGUGGUUGGGAACCCCUUGGUGUGGUUGAAGGUAGGAGGGGCGAUUUGGAACCCAGGGAUGCAGUGCCUGGCAAUUUCUGUGGCUGCCUGAUGGCACAGGAAACCCCCUGGGACAGCAGCUGUGUACAUCAGGGUGAAGAGCGAAAGGGGGAAUGGUGUGGCAUUGCAGCUGGGGGGAAACACCAGGCUGCAGCAUUGCGUAGGAAGUCAGGGGUCUCCGUGGGAGGUGCGCUUGUGUGUGUGCAAUCAAAGGCCAGGAGUGAGAGGGGGAUCCUUGAGGGCCUUGCCAGCCAGGGCAGCCCUGGCCCCCGGAUGACAGCACCAACACUUCUUCCUUCAUGGACAGAGUUGGAUUCGGGUCAUUCAUAGAAUCAGUGAGUAUUAAUUACUGUGGGAUCCCCGAGGCUAGGCCAAGUGCUUGAGCUACAGAGAUGAAUCAGACCAGGCCCCAGCCCACAGUCUAACUGGGGAGCCAGACACUGAAGUGGAGAAAUCAAAUACCUCAAAGUGAUGCUUGACUAGCAGCACCUAUCUAGGGCUGUGGGAACGUCAGAGCCCAAAGCAUCCACCUCCUCCUGAGGUUGGCAGAAAGAACCCACUGAGGCACAACUGAGCACAAGCUUGAGGGAUGAGGAAGAGGUUGGUCAUGAGGAAGUGAAAGGAAAGGUGUGAUAGGCAAAGGGAACAGCGUCUGCAAAGCCGCAGAGCUGUAAGACCCUGAGCACUAACUCAGGAACCUUCAACAGAUCUUAUGAGGAGCUUUAAAAGAACGGACUGGGCAUCAAAUCUGAUUUGUUUUACACAUAUUAUCUGAUUCCCCUCCUGCAGUAGAAUGCCAGCAACGUGAAGACAGGAAAUUGGCCUCAUUGUCAGAGCUCCAGGACCCACAGUGGUGGCUUUAUCCCGGAUCUAGUAGGAAGCCUUUGGAAGAUUGAAAGCAGAAAAGUAACAAGAUCUGAUGUGUGUGGUAGGAAAUAACUUUGACAAUGAUGUGAAUGCUGAAAAAAAAAAUAGGUGUAAGAAUGGAGAAAUGAGGUCAGGUUGGUAAAAUAUUGAUAAUUCCACGCAAUUAACAAGUAGUUUUGAUUUGCACAAUAUUCCUGUGAAUCAGGUGGCUCCCCCUUUUGUAGAUGAGGAAAUAGACUCAGCAAGUCUCAUUAACUUGGGCGAAGUCACACAGCAAAUUGGUGCAGUAGCCCAGGGUUUCAGUCCUUCCUUUGCAGCACCCAGAAUCCAGGGCGGCACCUCCAACGGCCAGCGCCUGAAGGAGAUCCGACCUAGGCAGGUGACAGUUCGCUAUUCCGGUUCAGUUCCAGCGGGAAAGCCCAGAGGAUGGCGGUUCAGAACCCUUGGCCGAAAAUCAGGCGGGAAAAGCUAGGCGGGAAGAGGGUGUUUGAGUCUCGGCGGCCGCCGUAGGCGCGGCACUCUGGUACCUAUGGCAACAGCAAGAAGCAGCGCAAGGUCCCGGGCGGUGCUGGCGCCACGGCGGAUUGGACCCAGCGCUGGCGCGGAAUCUGUGAACUGCCGGCGGCUCCGAGGGUGCAGCUCCUGGAGUGACUGGCGCAGCCUGCCCCAUGGACGCCUCCUCUAGCCCAUGGGAUCCAACCCAGGCUUCUGCCAGCAGCCCUCCCCUGCUGCUGCCCAUUCCUGCCAUCGUCUUCAUUGCCGUGGGCAUCUACUUGUUGCUGCUGGGCCUAGUGCUGCUGACUAGGCACUUCCUGCUGGCCCAGGGCUGCUGCACAGACUGCAGCUCCCCCUGCAGGAAGAAAGGUGCCUUACAAGACUGUUGCUGGACCUGUGCUGAAGCCUGUGACUUCCCUCUGCCCAGCCCAGGCCGCUAUCUGGAUGCCUGCUGCCCCCAACCCAGCGAAGCUGGUUGGGCUCCUCAGUGCCCCCGCUGCUGCCCGCUCUGCGACUGUGCCUGUGCCUGCCAACUUCCAGACUGCCAGAGCCUCAACUGUCUCUGCUUUGAGAUCAAGCUCCGAUGAGGACCCAGGAUCCCUGCCCUUUGGGGAGCAGCCAGCCACCAGGGCCCACAAGCUCCCCUCCCUCAGGGCCCCCAAGACACUUUUUCUCCAGGCCAUUGGAACCACAAAUGGCUCACCACUCUGGCAACUGGAGGGCUGGGUUCCCUGCAAGGCAGGGCUCAGAGAGCCCUUGGGCAGCUGGACUGCAGCUCCUUUGGAGGGUGGGAGGGAGAGAGGCUGCCCCUCUUUCCCUCCCCAAGUAAACUAUUGUAUUUGAUUUGGGGGAUGCGGGGAGCAUUGCUCACCACAGACUGCAUGAUGGGUGGGACUCAGCUGGCCUUGAGUUUCAGGAUUUAGGGGUGCCCAACCACACCCUGUUCAUGGACUCUUGGUUAUUUUAGGAGACCUCGGGUCUAAGAUUGAUUUUCUCUUGACAACCAAGAGCUUCAGUCUAGGUCUCCAAGGAAGAAAUUUCCUCUGAAGUACCGG